This is a messenger RNA of Caenorhabditis elegans, 784 nucleotides long. It is a transcript of the gene ZK643.2, whose product is annotated as putative deoxycytidylate deaminase. Gene Ontology annotation, molecular function: dCMP deaminase activity; zinc ion binding; hydrolase activity. Lineage: Eukaryota; Metazoa; Nematoda; Chromadorea; Rhabditida; Rhabditidae. The record is from RefSeq and is marked reviewed.
AAAUUUUCUAUUUUAUUCUCAGCCAGCAAUAUUAUGGUGCCACCCAUUACAUCUGAUGAAUUUUGUGAAACUUCCGGCUGCUUUGGCGAUUCUGCAAAUCUUCACACAACCCUGGAACGGCUCAAAAUCAAUAUAAAUUCUGAUGCCAAAAAGCUAGUCGAUACAAAUGGUGAUUUAAAGAAACAUCAACGAUUCCUUCGAAUAGCAAAAGUGACGUCACUCCGGAGUAAGGAUCCAAACACACAAGUUGGGUGUGUUAUUGUGGAUAAAGACAAUUGCAUUGUGUCGGUUGGAUACAAUGGAUUUCCGAUUGGGGUCGAUGAUGACGUUUUUCGAUGGGAUAAAGAAGAUCCAGAAGACAAUAAACAUCUUUAUGUUGUUCAUGCCGAGAUGAAUGCCAUAAUAAAUAAACGAUGCACUACUCUUCACGAUUGUACAGUCUACGUCACUUUGUUCCCUUGCAAUAAAUGCGCUCAAAUGUUGAUCCAGUCCCGAGUCAAAAAAGUCUACUUCCUAGAAAAUCGUGAUGAAUUGGCAUUUCGAGCUUCAAAAAAGAUGCUCGAUCAUGCGAGGUUGCCAUACGAACAAAUUGUGAUGCCACAAGAAGCUUAUGUGAUUGAAUUAUAAUGUGAUUGCUGAAUUUUUUAAAUAUUGUGCAAUUUUGAGUCUGUAACAUUAUCCCUGAUACAUUUAAAUAUUUACGUGUAUUUGUUUAUUUUUCUAAUCAGUACUUUUUUUCGCAAUUACUAAAAAUCAGUUUUUAAUAAAGCUUCAUUGAAAUUUG